Molecule: messenger RNA, 4122 nt
Organism: Seriola aureovittata
Lineage: Eukaryota; Metazoa; Chordata; Actinopteri; Carangiformes; Carangidae
Exons: 4
Coding region: 1174-3042 (622 amino acids)
Biological process (GO): lipoprotein metabolic process; lipid transport
Cellular component (GO): membrane; extracellular region
Molecular function (GO): lipid binding
Source: RefSeq, a predicted model, not a curated record
AAAUAAAUGAGUGAAACUGGAACAGCAACAUUUUGAAAUUCAGUCUUCACAGAGUUCACACCCCGCACAGGUGUUUGAUCAUUAGACUAGUUCAGUUAAGCAUGUGGUUUACAGCAAUCCAAAACUACUUUCUGACAGUCCAAAAGGUCUGGAGAUUUUCAUCAUGAGCUGAAGAACAAACAUAAAUAAAGAUAAAAUGUAAUUUAGAUAAGACACAAGAUGUUUGUUUCACUAGUUAAAACCAGCUGCAACAGUAAAAUGUUGCCGACACAUAAACAUAUGAAUAAUAAAGAUUUAGUAAUAUAAUUUAAUAUUAUAUCUAACAGUAUAACACUCACAGGGGAACUUGUCUUUUGCAGGUCUUUUGUUUAUAAUAUAUUCUGAUAUUGCACUUGCUGCCGCGGUGCAAAGUUGUCUCGUCGUCUCCUAGCGACGCUUAUCCUUCUAGCUUAUUGUCAUGUAUUUAUUAUAUUUUAAAAUGUGUAGUAGUCAUUUGCUGCCUGAGUUUCUCCUUCAGGCAGCAGUUGAGUUGAGUUCAGGUUGGUGCAGGUUUGUAGCACUCACCACCUAAAGCUAAACUCUUUCACACUAUUUGGGGGUGUAAUGCUUUCUAUUACAUGCUUAUAUUGCUUUAUAUGGCUGGCAGUUAGUUUGGUUACGUGAAAGUAUGGAAGCUUUCGUCAGUGUCAGACUUUGAAUUUACGUCUGCCAUACAAAUAUUGCCCUGGUUCACCUUCACUUCUCUUGAAGCCUGAAGAGCAGAUGAAUCCAAGCCUGCAUGUUGCAAACCUCCAGCUGCUCUGCUCAAGCUGCUCUGCUGGACUACACAGGUCAAAUGUCACCCGUAUCAACUUUGAUAUUAAUAUAAGAACAUAAAUACAAUUGACAGUAAGAUCUUAUCUGUUUGAGUCAUGUGGUUUCUUUAUCUUCACAUUGUUGGGGAUUUUCAUAAUGAAACAUUAACUGUGUUAAACAGUUUCUCUUUCACUUUUGGGAGCCUUAAAUACGCCCGAGUAUGAAACAGUUGGUACAAAGUGGAAUUGUUGCCUCAUGCUCUCGCACAGCAACGAACGACGAACCUGAACGUUUCAUCAGACUUUUGUAAUUUCUCAACACAACUCCAAGUGACACUCUAAAGCAGUAGACCUGCCGACCUCUCAGUGUGAUCUCAACAUGGACGUUGCCGACAAGCUCAUAACUAAAAUCUUCUCCUGGGUGGAGCUACAGAAGAAAGGUGCACAGAAGUUGAAGAAACUGGCCACUGAGCUUGAGGAAACUAGGAAGAAUGUUAACGUCAGUAAGGUUGUUGGGAGCUCAGUGUCUGUAGGUGGUGCAGCAGCACUGACAGCAGCAGGUGCAUUAACCUUCUUUACCGCAGGGUUAGCAGCACCUCUUCUAGUUGUAGGAGCAGUAGCAACAGGGGCUGGUUUGGUUACUAAUGUGGGUGCUGAUAUUGUAGAUGUUGUGGUAUCAGGCUUCACCAUGAAAGAGGCUGAAGAAAUUGCAGAGACGAUCCAGAAUCUGGAAGAGGGAAUCCAGAAACUCAUGAAGACAUUGGCAGAAGAAGGGAAGAAGAGAGAACAACAGGCUCGGGCCUACGGAGAUAUUACUCCAGAAAAUUAUGUCGUGGAGAAGAUUCUAAGGGCAAUAGCAAAAUGCAAUGGACUGGAAGUGAAUGAUAAGAUCAGUUUGCACAAAAUGGUAUCUCAUUGGAUCAAAACAAAGAACUUUGAGACAAACGUAGCUUUGAUUAUUCUCAGCAGGGCAGCACAGGGUCUUGCCCUGCUUGGAAAACUUCUCAUAGAAGAAAUCGCAGAGGAGAUUUUCAUAGAAACUGCUAAAAAAACAGGAAAAAAAGUGAUUUCAAAGGGAGUCUCCAAAGGCGCCACUUCUACAGCAGCUAAAGGUGCUUCUAAAGCAGCUGCUUCCAUGGCACCAAAAGUAGCAGCGAAGGCAGUUGGACGUAUUGCAGGAGGAGCAGUUGGACUUGCGAUUUCGAUUCCUGAGCUGGUCAUCAACUGUAAAAACCUGGACAACUGUGAGACAGAAGCCAGUCAGAGUCUGAGAGAGAACGCUGAAGCCAUACAGAAGGCCUCUGAAGAGUUUAAAAAAAGCCUUGAUGAGUUCCAGAAUACGUUAAGGAGAUUAGCCAGGGUGAAACUCUGCAUUGAAAACACCAAGAGGAGCUCGGAUCAAAGGAAAGAAUUGAUAGAGUUUGCAAUGGAAAAAUGUCAGGAUGAAACCGUUCGACAAUGGCUGAGAGAGAAUUCAGAGUCGGAGGCUUUCUUCAGUCUCGUCGACAUGUUUCAUUUAGUGGAAGAAAAGCUUGAUGAGGAAGAAAAGAAGAACCACAGCAACAUUGUUGACAUCACCUUUUUGGCUCAUGGAUCAAUCACAGGCUCCAUGAUCCCAGCCAGCUGUCUGCUGCCUCUGCCCUCCAUCACAGACGUGGUCCUGUAUUCUCCCUGGAACUGUUAUCUCACUGCUGAUGCAGCGUACGAUGUUGCUACAGGACUCAUGAAACCUCAGCACAGAGAUUUUCUCUGUAGCAAAAACAACGGCUGUCAAAUCCCUAAUGAGAAACAUCGUCCCACCAACCUGCCAGACAACUGGAACUCAAUGAAGAAAGCUGUUGACAGAAAUCAAAAGGUCCCCAACAUCAUGCUUAGUCCUGUAGGACAAACAGGGGAUGGUGCAUGGAAGAGAUUUGAGUUUCUCAUAAAUAAUCAUGGCCAACCAGGGAGAAACCGCAUCAUCAUCCCGUACAUCCUCCCAGAGAAGUGGAGCUCUGAUUCUCCAAAACGUGUCCCAUUCUCCGUCGUCUCCUUGGCCCUGUCUCUGGUGCUUGUUUUGUCCAGGUUCACAGCCGUCCUCCAUCUCACGGCCUGUCUGGGUAAAUCAUCUGCUCGACAGACGUUCGACAGAGAGUAUCUGGAGACGCAGUAUUCCUGCACCAUCGACCACACAACAAUGACAUCCUCAUGUCCAGUAACACACAGAGAUAGAAGAUUGCUAGACAUUGUGAAAUAUAUGUUUGGUUAAACAUGUUGAUUAUAGGAGACAUAGGUAGACGAGGAGGAGCACAGUGUGUGUGAGGCAGAGGGAGUGGUUCAGGUGGGAGUAGGUGUGUGUAUAAAGGUGUGCACUUACCAGGUGCUCAGAUGAAUGAGAGAGUCACGGUUGGGUAGUAGCCAUAAUUUUUGUUGAUCACAAACGCUGAACUCUACCCAUUUAUCCAUUAAUCUCACUUUUGUAUCUGUUUAAUCUGUUAUUAUCAUUUUUUCAUACAUCCUCGCUACGCUGUGAUAGCUCUGUACUCCUUUUACGCAAUAAAUGCAACAAAAGUAUUUUGGAUCUCAGCGUAUCUUGCUUCAUACCUUCCUGGCGCGUCACAGAACUAUGAACCUGAGGACCCAACCUCAUACUCUCAGCGGCUCAUAGAAUUAUAGCCGCUACAUUGAUAUUUACUUACAGGAAAAGUAACUUUAAAAGGAUUGUGAUUAUCACUAAACUCUCUCUGCACACACACACAUAAACUACAGUUUCCCCUCUGUAGAUUACACAAUCAGAAAUUACAAACUAGUAACUAGCAGUCAACUCUUCACAGACACAUAUCUGAGAAAAAUAUUCAACUCUGUGCAAGUCAGUCGCUGUUUUGUGAUUUUGAAAUAUAAUAUUAUCUAAUAACUAAAUCUCAUUCGUUGACCAAGUACCAUCAGCUGUACAGUCGUAUAGUAAAUAGCUGCAACAUAUUCUCUCCCACCGUUGCCAAGUCGUUAUUUUCAUCCUGCUGAUUGUCGGACAUUAAAUUUAACCUGUAGUUAGUGAUAUAGUCAAUAAACAUCUGUAUCUGAACUCUGUUGUUGUCGUGUUGUGUCCUUUCAGAGACUGGAGAUCUAUUGAAUCAAGAAGUUACAGCUUCUGAUCAGACUGAUCAUAUUAACCAAUAAAAUAAUUCAGUAAAUUAUUUUCUCUUCAGAGGAUGGUGCCCACAAUUAAUGACGAUUUUAAUUAUAAAAUUGGGUUCUUGGUACGUGACAUCUAUUUUAUGUUCUUUGUAUUGUCUUUUAAAAAUCUCACUCUCAGUACUCAUCAAUAAACUGUGAUAAAAACAUAUAUUAU